This is a messenger RNA of Rhopilema esculentum, 6330 nucleotides long. RefSeq names its product band 4.1-like protein 1. Gene Ontology annotation, molecular function: cytoskeletal protein binding. The record is from RefSeq and is a predicted model, not a curated record. Gene Ontology annotation, biological process: actomyosin structure organization. Gene Ontology annotation, cellular component: cytoskeleton. Lineage: Eukaryota; Metazoa; Cnidaria; Scyphozoa; Rhizostomeae; Rhizostomatidae.
UAUGCUGUGGCAUGUCCCUGCGCAGAAAAACAUAGACAGCCGUUGAAACUGCUCACAUGACAAUAGUAUGCUUGUUCUUUUUAAGAAUGGAACUAAUGACUUGCUAGAACAAGAAGUUAGCAAAGCACCCUGCAAUAUGUGAUAUAUUCUGAUAUUGCUGAAUUUAAUGACAUUCUUGUUACCAGAAGCUGAAUUAUCAAUUAAUAAUGAUAGCCUAAAUACUUAAACCAGUUUACCUCAAGCAGCAGGUACCUUGGUCAUGUUAGGCUGUAAAUUUAUCUGGCAAAUGUAUAAUAAACUAAUUGGGCCAAAAAGAUAAUAAAUUGCAUGGCAAGAGAUGGAAAAAUGUAAAAGAGGUGCAUUGCAUUUUAUCAUUCUAAUGACAUUCCUUUGCCUGCUUCAUAUGCUUCAUUUCUUUAAAAAAUAUUUGUAGACCUGUUGGCUGAUUUUAAAGAAACCUUGAUUAUAUUUAAUAAAGAACAGAACAUUAAAUCACACUAAAAGCAAAAAGAUAUUUGACAGUGUCAAAUGUAUAAUUUCGUCUGGAAACUGUGUGCAUUUCAAAAAUUUCAUUCAAAUGGUGAUUUCAUUUUAUUUCAUUUAAUAUCAUUUAAUUUAAUUUCAUUUCAAUGAACAGUGCUUAACUCUGCUAUAGCAAGCAUUUUUCACAACUGUUCAGCAGCUGUUGAUCAAAAUCUAAUUGAUACCCUGAACAACAUCAUGAACAAUGUUGACAAAAUUCAUUCAGCAUUCAUUUCUUACUGUUUUUUACUUAAUUAAACAAGAAGGAGCCUUGCUCAACAAGCCCUAAAGAACCUGUGGCAUGACUUUUCAAGACAGAUGGCUCUAACGCAGAAUGGACAUUAUGGUGUAAUAAUUAUGUGGAGAGUGACAAAACAUUAGUUUGAAAUUGUUAAAACGCACUGUUGUGGACUUAGAGGUUGACAUCCCUUUGGAGCUUUCGGUUUUUGUUAGUCUGUUUUGGGCUCUAACUGAAGUAGUGUGUUGCCAUUUUUUAAUGCUUGAGGCUGAAUAGGCUUGCAAUGCUUAGUAAAAUGUCAAGAGCCACUGCACAUAGCUUAACAUGGUGCUGUUUAUCCUAUUGACUUUCUAUCACAUACUGAACUUGGGAUAAAAAAGUAUGAAAUUUUCCUUAUUUUUAUUCUUUGUUUGAAAACAGCCUGGGGAUAAAAAAAUUGUUGCUCUAUGUUAGCUCAGAUAAUUAGAUAAAAUAUCUUCAGUAUUGCUUUAGCAAGCAAAUAAUGAUUGCUAAAAUAGAAGGCAUAAAAGCCCUGGCAAAAUGACUGGAUAAUUGCACUCAUCAUAUGCUGGACAUUGCUCAUUUUGUUCAGUCUGCAGACAUCCAGAAAUUUUGGUGGCAUCAAAACAACUGAACAUUGUCCAGUGAACUUUUGCUCUGCUAAAGAAUGUCUAUUAUUCAAGAAUGGUUAGGCCUGCUAGGCUCAUUAUAGUCUCCAUAUUUGUGCUCUAUGCCAUAGCUUUGGAUUAGUCAGAAUUAAAACUAAUCUCUUCAGAAGACUCGUCAACCCUCUUAAGAAAACUCAUCUUCUCUUGUUUUUCGUCAACUUGAAUGUUAAUGUUUGUUUCAUUUCUUCAUUUCUUCCCAUGUUGCUUACAGUUUAAGCUUGCUGUAGAUUUGAAUAUGAGAAAUAAAAUCCUGGCAAAUCCAAUCCACUACAUCACUUGCAAUGCCUGUGCGCAGACUGGACAAUGUUCAGUUUACUUGCAAAACUGCCUUCAAAAUUGACUGAACAACACUCAACAUUGCUGACGUAGACUGGACAAUGUGGCAAAAUGAUGCAACAUCUAUGCUGGACAUUUGUCCAGUUAAUGUUCAGUGAAAAUGUCUAGUUGUUUAGCCAUAGCCUAAUUAAUGCUUAAUCAAAGACACACAUUCAGAAUUAUGAAAAUGAAGGAAUUGUUCAUUUUCAUUUGAUAAAAAUUCUAGUACGAAUUAUCAAAAUUGCAAAGAAUUCACAGUGAUCCACAUACAAAGUUCAACUGCUGAACCUUCCCUGAAAGCUAUUAAAAUGCUACUUCAAAACUGCAUCUUGUUGUUGUUGGGCAAAAUCAAAUUCUUCCAUUGUCUGAGUUACAAGUGUAAGUAAAUCAAGGAAUGAAUUAAUUGCUACUCUGAGGUCUUUGGCUUUAUUAGAUUUCAAGGAGACAUAAAGUUUUGUACCAUCAACUUUCAGCUCUUUCUUGCUGCCACCUCGUUUUGGUUCUUUGUCGACCCUCAAAGAAUUAAAAGCAAUUCCGGCAUACCUUUCUGUUGGAAAUGGUAUGCACAAGUUCACUUGGCAAAAAGAGUUUGCUACACUAUCUGCCACAGACAUUGUAAUAUGAAAAUGUUGAAAACAGCAUGCGAAUCUAUCAAUUUCGUGUGAUGAUACCCAUCCAAUGUUAGGCCCUUUUGCAGAAAGCUUUAUCUUUUUCUUUUUCUCGAGCAGAUUUAGAUCAGUUGCCAAUUACCGUGCUUUAAAAGUUUCUUGCAGCAUCUGACUGUGAAAUAUCUACAUCAAACAAACCUCAACGUUCACAUGCCGAUCUGCGAAAACAUUUUGCCGCCAUUACUUUCUACAGACAAGAACACACAUGAGAGAGAUGUCUUUGAAUCAUCCAGCAAAUCGAUCUUCCAGUAAAUUGACAACUAGCCCCAGCCUCCUCUCCAAGCGACUAGGCCGAAGUUAUGGAAAAGUGACAGAAUAAAUCCAGAACGUCAAGAACAGACCCAAAGUCUCUGCCAUCAAGAUGAUGAAAAGAAUAUUCAACGAGAGAAAGUUUACUGCGGUUGUGAGACUUCUAGAUGGGGAUGAAUUUCAAACAGAAGUCACGAAAAGCACUCUUGGAAGAGAUAUCUUUGAACUGGUUUGUCAGCAUGUUGGUCUUGAAGAGACAGACUUUUUUGGACUUAAAUUUGUUUGCCCUAAAGACCGACAGUUGAGCUGGCUUGAUCAUGCAAAGACUGUCGGGAAGCAAAUGGGUAAUGGGCCCUACCAUCUGGCAUUUCACGUGAAAUUUUACCCCCCGAAUCCAGCUGCAGUUAAUGAAGACUUAACACGGUAUCAAAUUGUUUUGCAAGUUCGUGAUGAUUUACUCAAAAAGAGGUUGAUAUGCUCUGUUCCAAUUCAUGCUCUUUUAGCUUCCUUUUUGAUUCAAGCUGAAAAGGGAGAUUAUGACCCAGCCGAACAUCCAAAAAAUUACAUCGAUGGUUUGCAAUUCAUGCCUAAUCAGGAUGACAGUUUUACUGAAAAGGUUCACGAAUUCCAUAAAAAUCGCAAGAAUUUGACACCUGCAGAUGCUGAGUUCCAGUAUUUAGAUAACGCUCGCAAGAUUCCCUUAUAUGGGAUGGAUUUGCAUGAAGCUUUAGAUGGCGAUGGAACAAACAUUGUCAUUGGUGUAUCGGGAAACGGCAUACAUGUAAUUCUUAAAGGACGUGAAAUGAGCAAAUUUUCAUGGUCGAAUAUUCACAAAGUAUACUUUAAAUCAAAAAGGUUCUAUCUGGACGUCAGAGUUGUGACAGAGGUUGAAUACGAAGACCUGACAAUCGGCUUUCGCUGUAGGUCAAGAACUGAACUAAAAAGAUUGUAUCGAUCAGCAGUUGAUCAUCACACUUUCUUCAGGAGAGAUGCAUUGAUACUUGGUGAGCAAAAGGUGUCAUUUUUCAGACUUGGGUCAAGGUUUAGAUAUAGUGGAAAGAAAACACUUCAGCAAUUGAAAACAACUACCCACACAAGACCUCUCCAAACAUUCCAAAGAGUUUCAAGCCAGAGGUUGUCAAGUGCCCAGCCCCGUUCAAAACAUGAAGCGGCAGAAAGUCGCAAAAAAGAUUCAGAGAAUAAGGUCAAGGACACUGGAAGUGGAGCAGGCACCAAGCAUCAAAUUAAUGAAGUUAACAGUUGUGAAGAUGACGGCAGCCCUUCCAUAUCUCGUGAUGUUGUAAUUGUUCCUACGGAGGAUUCUGUAAAGGAAAAAGGUAAUGCUGACAAGCCAAAAGCCACCAAUAAUUGCCUAGCCGUGAAAAUCACGAUUUCGCCGCCGACGCCAGUGCCCGGCGAAAGACGCACAGUAGAUGUAGAUGAUUCUUGUGAAGAUUUCGAAGUCAUUGAAUCUAAUGAAAACGAACUGGAAGAAUCGGACGUGACGUCAGAUGUCAAACCAUCUGAGGAUCCACCAUCGCAGACCGAGGAUUCGUUGUCCCAAGCACCACGUGGAGAGCCAGAGGGACAGAGCGGCCAAGAAGUUGAGACCGUUGAGAAACAAGUCAUCCAAAGGGUUGAAACCACAGACUCUGAGUCUUUCGAAGAAAUCACAUCAAGAAUGGAAACAACAACCACAGUUACUACAAAAACCAUAACCAAGACUGAAAUUAUUACAGUGGACCUAAAUGAGGAGACAGUUGUAGUUGAAGAGGAACACAUAGAAGAAAAUGGCACAGAGCCAUUGGAGUCAUGAGUCGCUGAUAAUCACAGACAUUGCUAGAACCGUUGCUGAGGUGUGCUGCUUGUUGUGACGUAAUGAAUUUCAUAAUUGGCUGUUUUUAACCAGCUGUAGACAAAAACUCAGCCAUUUCAAACAACAAUAUUAAAUACUCAGUCUUUAGUCAUCAGGUAUUCCAUAAUAGCGAAAGACAGGUCACUACUGGACAUUAAUAGUUGUCUGCAACAAACGAAAACAACUGAUGCCCAACAACUUACCUCAAACUUUUCCAAAUUUUUAUUUUUAUUGAAGAAAAAGACGAUUAUACGAAGUAUUAUGAUUGAUAGUGAGUAUGACGUUAAGGCUCGCUAAAGAUCUGUUCUUAUUUGGAAGUUUACCAUUCUCCUUUUGACAAGAAUAAACCCAUUUGUCUUCUUUUUACCUAAAUAUUAUUACAGAAUCUUUACUAGAAAAAAAUAGGACUCAAGACUAGUUUUCUUUCUGUUUAUUGAAAUGAAACCUACCAUUUCACUCUACGUUAAAGUUGGUUAGGAUUGUCGAGUGUCGAGGUAGCCCUGCUUUUUUCUUCGAUAUGCUGGUAGUUAUUUCAAGUCUUGUUCUUCCUGCUAUAUCUAAUAAUCGCAGUUUUAGAUACUUUUAUCAUAAAUAUGGCCGUUUGCUAUAAGCUGUAUAUAGCCUAUCGGUUUUGUACUUGCCAAGUAGUAAUAAUCAACUGCUUUCCCGAAUUUCUAGCACUACACUUCUCUGACUGAAGAGAUUCCGAAUUUAACAUAACCAGUGUUCUCAUAUGGAUAAUCUGUUGUCAGCUGUGACGUCAUCAUUAUGAUUAUAAUCAUCAUUAUCAUGAUCAAUCGACGUCAUGAGCAUCAUCUCCAUUACCAUCUGCCAUUUAGUAUAAAAAUGCGUAGUUUUUCGACAGUUUACACUAGCAAUAAUAUAUGAUUAAAUAUGUCAAUUAGUUAAUGCUUUUUUGUUGUGAUUGGAAACGUUUGCCAUCCAUCAAAUAUACAAGAAGUAUAUUUGCCUUAUAUUCAGUCUCAGUAUAACAUGUUUUGGCCUCUGCAUCUUGCAACAUGUUUCACUUGCAUUAUCUGUAUUUUUAGUUGCAGUGUUUACAAUGAUAUUUUGUUACGGAUCCGGCUUGGUCUCCUUUGUAAAUAAAGACUAAUCAAAAAAUUGCAAAAGGUUUUUACAGAUGUUUCCUUCUUUUCAUAGACAUUUAACCAAAAUUGCUUUGAGAUUCAAAGAUUUGAGACUCUACCCUGCUUUUGUGUUUGAUGGUUGGCUAUUUAGAUAAGCUUAGUGUUCGUUUAUCAUAAUAACAAGAUAUUAAAGAUAUAGUGUCACUCAAAUAUGUUAUGAAUAGUUAAUAAAUUAUGUUUCUUUGACUAAGCCGUUGAUGUAUAGUGAUGUUAUAGUUGAAUAGAAACUAAGAAUUGGCUACAUUUUGCCCUGUCACUGCUAUAUACCCCUUCCCUACCUCCCCCGAAUUUUUAACCCUCAACUCGAUUUUUUAAGAUCAGUUUUACAUACACCAUAAAGUUCAAUGGAAAAACUUCUUUAUUUACUUUUUGCUACCUUACUAAAAGAAUUCUAAAAUUUCGGUUCAUCGCAAAACCGCCAGAGAUGUCUUUGAAAACGAACUUAUCCUUUAGCCCACCCCAAAUUAUACCUUUUUAUUUCUGUCAGUGGGAGUUUUCAAUAUUGUUUUCUUAUCAUGUAAACUCUUGUAAUUCCCACUUGCUAAGGUUUUCUUCGAUUUGCAGUAAAUGGGAAAGUGAAGUCUGUCUAGAUAUUCGAUGAACACUUUUUAUUUUACCUUAGAAUUGUCAUAAGUAAAAUUGUUGAUUAAUAAGAUAAGCCUUUUCA